AUCCUCCUCCUUCAGAUUUAGUUUCACACCCAGUUCUGUUACCUAUUGGCUGCUUGGGUCAUAUCACUGCCCAUGUAAGUCCUGCCUUAUUCGUACCUGAUCCACAGGUGGAAACCCCCAUCUUAUGUUGUCUCCAAAUUGCCCAAAACGGGGAAAGACCACAUGGUCCUAACAGUUUAUUGAGGUCAUGGAUUAGUUGAGGAAUCACUGAGACCUAGAGUAACUCAAAUAGAAUCAAAGCUUUAUAGAGUUGCGAUGGACAAGCUUGAGAGAGGCUCGAAGUCCCUCUUCCAUCUUCCACUUUAGUAUCUGAUAACCCUCAGCUACUUCUCAAACUGCCGCCUUAUCCAACAAAGAACCCGUGUUCCACCUCCACCAUCAAAUUCCACAUCAUUCCCUGCCUAUAAUCCCCGGAGAUCUUCAGCUUCUACCAGCUGCCUAGUAAGUCUUCCCCCCUUCUUACCUAGUCUGCAACUGCUUUCCUACUAUCAAUCCUACUGCCACCAGACUAGAGCUUCAUAACUCAUCUGUAACGGCUUCUGUGUAACCCUUGCCAAACCUUUGUUGUUAAACCAGUUCUCCUGUUCUCUGCUAGAUCCUGCCUCUGUCAUAGGGAAUGGAAAAAACAGGAGUUCCAAAAGAUUUACUCCAGGGUCUCCAUCAUUUGCAAUAUUUUAUUCACUGAAAAGGAUUGGUCCUGAGGAGGCCCUCUAUGGAAAAGGAAUACAGUCCUAUGGAGAGGGAGUAAAGUCAUGGGGUCUCUAUGAUGAGGGAGUACAGUUCUGGGGUCUUUAUGGAGAUGGAGUACAGUUCUGGGGUCUUUAUGGAGAUGGAGUACAGUUCUGGGGUCUUUAUGGAGAUGGAGUACAGUUCUGGGGUCUUUAUGGAGAUGGAGUACAGUUCUGGGGUCUGUGUGGAGAGGGGGUACAGUCCUGGGGUCUCAGUGGAGAGGGAGUGCAGUAAUGUCGGGGUAAUUGCAUUGGUGCAAUCCAGUUUUGCAAUUGCUAUAAGUCUACAUCAUGACAUCAGCAGAUUAUGGAGCUUUGGUAACAAAUUAAUUCUAAAAGGCAAAUCCAGACACAUGUUGAAAGUUCAAUUGUAGGUCUUUCUCUGUACAAUUCCCAGUAGUGCUACUUUAUUCUGAUUAACAUAUUUCCUACCCUGCCUGUUCUUGCUGCCUCCCUGUCCCAUCCUUGUAUUCUGCCUUGGAUACCUCUCUCUACUGGACUGUGUCGUUCCUGCUUUUUCCCAACAGUCAACUUCUGUCUCUGACAUUCAGGUUAAAAAAGGUCACACGUCCCUGACCAUUAUCAUCUCCUCAUACUGGUUUCAACUCGUAUAAAUAUAUGUAAAAAGUACAAAAUGACAAGAAACACAGCUUUAAUAUAUAUUCAAAGAACUUAAAUCAGACCUCAGGUGGCCAAAAAAAGAAGUAACCAGGUGUAGGAAAUGGAAGCAGACUUUAAGGAAAGGGAUAUUGUUGAGACUAUUCAAGAGGCAACUAUCCUUUCUUCGCAAAGAGAUACCGGAGUCGGUCCUAUUUCCUACAUUGUACAUGAUUCCUCGUAAUCACACAAGACCUUGGCACUGCCAUAAGUGUAUGCAGAAAAACCUUCUCCUUCCCAGAUAGAAUCACAAGACGGCCAUCCAUUUCCAAACCUCUAUAGCCAAAUCCAGUAAACAAUCCAAAAGAAGGAUGGAAAAGUGUCUGGAGAAGAUUGGUCCUGCAGCUCAAGCAAGUUCCUCGGCUUUCCAGAAAGAUUCUCAAAGAUGGACACUUGAGAUUAAAGACACAGUAACAAUUGUAAAGGUUUUUAGAGCUCUAUGUGUCCAACAGAAAAAUAUAUAUAUAUAUUGGGGUCUCUAUGGAGAGGGAGUGCAGUAAUGUCAGGGUAAUUGCAUUGGUGCAAACCAAUAUUUCAAUUGCUAUAACUCGACAUCAGCAGAUUGUGGCGUUUUGGUACCAAAUUAAUUCUAAAAGGCAAAUUUAGAAGGUUCAAUUGUAGGUCUUUUUCUGUACAAUUCCUAGGUGUGCUACUGAUAAUAACCAUCUUCAAAUAAAUAUUGUAAUGAAACAGAGAGGGACAGCGAGACAGAAGGGACGUCUGGUUGAGGGUUGAGAGAUAUUUACCCUGUUAUAAAGGAAUGGGACAAGGCACCUAAGAUUUGGUUAUAGGCAGAUAUAGAGGCAGAAGCUGAAGAAGCAGCAUUUAAAGACACAAUGGACAGGCAGAAUUUACUCUUCAUAAGUAAGAGUUCCCAGAUGAACAUUACCAGUGAGGAUUCAAUACGGAAAUGCCAUGGCAGGUGAAGAUCUUAACAAGUAGGGUUUGGGGGGGGGGGGCAAAUGCUGCUGAACAGCCGUGCAAGAGGUGUCCAACAUUAUUACCAGGGUGGGGAGAAAUGUUCCUUAAUAUUAGCCAUCUUUAUUCCUGGAGUUCAGAUCUGGGUUACCUGAGCAUGAUUGAUCGAGAAGAAUGGUCCCUACGCAAGGUGGUAUAGUUAGAGGUGGGGACACCUGAGAUAGACAUGACAUGCAAGGUUCUGCUGUAAUGUACCAAUAUCACAUGUGCUGUAUGUAUAAAUGUUGGUCAUAUAUUUGCCUUUCCUCCCCCGGCCACUCCACCCAAGGGUGUAGCAAAGAUCUACCAGGAAGGAGCAAUGACCCCCAUAUACACACAGGUGCAGGUAUGGCCACGUAUAGGGGCAACAUUGUAUAUUGUGUAGUAGGAAUAACAAAUUGAUCUAAGGAGGUUGUUGUCCUUCACCUCCAAGGCAGAAGAAAAGAACUGGGGAACAGAGAUAGAGACAGAGAAUAUAUCCCAGGGGAAGAGCUAAGCUCUCUUCUACUCUCCUGCCUCCAGAGAAAAAACAAAACCCUAAAAUCAGGUCAGACCUACAGUAUUAGGAAAGGUUUUUCCAUAACUGCUAAAUCUCUUUCUAACAAAGUUAAAAAAAAGGCUACACAUAUUUCUAAAAGCAGGAAAUAAAGGAGCCAGUUUACUUCCUCUUCCAACACACAUAACAGAACUCAGAUAAGCAGCUGCAACGAGUUAAACAGAUUUUCCGGCAAAGCAGUUACUUUCAGUUUCCCGUUCUCUUCCUGGUUUCAGCGAUGGCGACCGCUAGUGUGAGAUCUGAACUGAGCUGCUCCGUGUGCCGAGAAAUUUAUACAGACCCAGUAACUCUGCCGUGUGGCCAUAACUACUGCCGAGUCUGUAUUGGGAGAACAUGGGACUGGCAGUUGGGGAUAGAGGAAGAUCCUUCGUGCCCUCAAUGCAGACAGAGAUAUGGGAAACAACCUCAACUGAUCAGAAACGUGACUCUGUGUAACAUAGCAGAGAAAUUUCAUCUGACUGAUCCACAGAAUGGCUGGACUGGGAUCUUCUGCACUUACUGUGACUCCCCUGUAGCUGCUGCUAAAUCCUGCCUGCACUGUGAGGCUUCUCUGUGUGAUUAUCAUGUGAGAAAACACAGCAAGUCAGCAGAACAUGUAUUUACUAAACCCAAAGCUUCCUUUAAGGACAGAAAAUGCUCCGUACACAGGAAGAUGCUGGAGUUUUACUGCACUGAGGAUAAUACCUGUAUCUGUUCUUCCUGCUCACUGCAUGGAGAUCAUCAGUGGCACAAUGUGGAGUCGUUGAGUGAGGCCUCUAAGUGGAAGAAAGAGAAACUAAGGAAAGUUCUGGAGAAACUGAGCCCAGAGAGAGAGGAGACUGAGGGGCAAAUCCAGAGACUGCAGAAGCGCAGGAGAGAAGUGGCAGAAAAAUCAGCAGGUCAGACAGUGAGAAUCACUGCCCUGUUUAGAGACAUCAGGCAACAGCUGGGAGCCCUAGAGAGGCAACUCCUGAGUGACAUCUCCAGGGAACAAGAGAAGGCUUCUCACAAACUCCAUGAUCUGAUCCAACAGUUGGAAAUAAAGAAGGACGAGCUGUCCAGGAAGAUCCGUCACAUUGAGGAGCUGUGCAACAUGGCAGAUCCACUCACUGUCCUACAGGAACGGGAAUCAGAGAACUCUGAGCACUCACAAUGUUAUGACUCUGAUGGGGGUGAUAUAAUGGGCACAAUGGCGUAUUCAUUUUCUAGGGGUCUGGGAAUUACGUAUAGUAAGGACACACACAAGCAGGUAGGGAGAGAUGAUAUAGAGGUCCCUGCUGUAGAGGAUUUAUAUGUGGAUCAGGUGACCCAUAUAUUACUCACAGGCUUAACUGAAAUAGGGACUUUAGUUAUGCAGAUGUUCCAUUCUGAGGGUGUUCAAGGCAUGUUAGUGGGCAGGAAUAUGGGCACUACAAAUGUCUCACUAUUCUUGGACACAAUGUACAUUAAUAAAAGAACCCAAAGUGGUGAGAGCACCCAGAGUAGUCGCUCGGCCCAUGAAUACUGGGACAUGGUGGGAUGUUAUAGUGGUGGGAGUCUCUAGAGGAAAGGGAAGGCUGUGGCCGAGAGGUCCAUGGGGACAAUAAAGCAAGAGCACAUAGGUGGCCCUUUAAUACCCCAGCAGCAGCAUAGAGGCCUAUUGUCCUUCCUAAUUCACCCUGAAACAACUAAUACACCAUUCACACCCACCCCCUUUAGACAUUUGCAGAAUUACAGGGUAGAGAUGGCACUGGAUGAUAUAUACUGGGACAUUACAUGUGAAACACACGUCACUGAUCUGUAAAGAAAAAAAUCACAAUCAAAUGUUACUUUAUAUAAUAAAAACAAAUUUCCGUGUGAUUCCUAUUUAUAUUCCUGUUUGAAAAGGGGCAAUUAAUACAUGGCUAGUACCACUCCAUUACUGAAUGGGAUUCUAUUUGCUAUCGUUUUGUUGUCGAGACGCAUUUGUUUCCAGUCUUCACUUAUAGGCAAUAAAUCAUUACAAACG
Xenopus laevis (African clawed frog) is the source of this 4864-nucleotide messenger RNA. RefSeq names its product E3 ubiquitin/ISG15 ligase TRIM25. The transcript has a single exon. The coding region runs from base 3116 to 4420 and encodes 434 amino acids. Lineage: Eukaryota; Metazoa; Chordata; Amphibia; Anura; Pipidae. The record is from RefSeq and is a predicted model, not a curated record.